Messenger RNA from Monodelphis domestica (gray short-tailed opossum), 7990 nucleotides. It is a transcript of the gene ADAMTS6, whose product is annotated as ADAM metallopeptidase with thrombospondin type 1 motif 6. Lineage: Eukaryota; Metazoa; Chordata; Mammalia; Didelphimorphia; Didelphidae. Gene Ontology annotation, cellular component: extracellular matrix. Gene Ontology annotation, biological process: proteolysis; extracellular matrix organization. Gene Ontology annotation, molecular function: metalloendopeptidase activity. The record is from RefSeq and is a predicted model, not a curated record.
GAGAAGGGGGCGGGGUGGGGUGGAGGAGAGAGGUUAGAGGGCCAGACUUUCUCUCUUCCAUUCACUGGGUGGAAAAGUUGACAUUGUCUAAACCCUUCUGAAUGGUUCGGUUGGUUUUUGGGUUACCCUGAUUGUACCUCUGCCUCCCCCUCCCCCUCCACGUGACGGCCCAGGACAUGCGCACCCGACGCCUCUACAGCCAGAGGCACAUCUGCAGACUGACGUCAGUGCGUUCAGCCUCCCAGGAAAAACUGCCAAAAUUUCCUCCUGCUGCUGCAACUCUAGUUGGCUGGAGGCCGGUAGUGAAAGAGAGAGAGACCGAGAGACAGAGAGAGAGGGAGAGAGAGAGAAAGAGAGAGACAGAGAGAGAAAGAGAGAAAGAAAGACAGAGAGAGACAGAGAGAGGGAGAGAGAGAGAAAGAGACAGAAGGAGAGAGAAAGAGACAGAAGGAGAGAGUGAGAGAACCAGAGUUAGGCUACUUUAAAACUUUGCGGUGCCCCUUUCUGCUCCUCUUGCCUUUCUUUCUCCUGAUAUCUUUUGAUGCUGCUUACACGUUAUUAGCACAGAAAAGGCAUUAAGGUGGCUAGGAAGAGUGGGCAUCACUUUCACCCCCAAUAAGUCUCUUUUCCGUUCUUUCUUUUUUCUUUUCCUUUUUGGGGGGCCGCGGGGGGGCUCAAGGGGGUGAUUUGCAAAGACAACAUUUCAGAGUGAUAGAUUGGGUGAAUUGAAGGCAUCUCUCUUUCUGCCAAGUCAGUCCGUUCUCUAAAGCCCCUCGCAGCCAGGCUAUAGGAUUUUAUUCUGGUUGCAGAAUAACUCUGGUGUGGCUUUGCAAAGGGGUGGGGGGAGAGAAGAGGGGUGGGCAAAAAAAAAAAGGCUGAGAGGAGAGAGAGGAUACGUGAAUCGUCCAGUGCAAACUCUAUUGUUUGAAACUUACUUUAUAUCAGAAUUUGAAGAUGAAAACGGUACAAAAAUGGCCCUACUUCUGCAACUACCCAGCUUAAUGUCUUACUGGUGAAAAUUUUUACAACUUUAUCUUUCUUUUUCAUUUUGUAUUGAAAAAACAAUGAAUCCAGAGAGAGGAGAAAGCACAGGAUGUUGGAAACGAGCACCUGCUAAAAAGUGGAAUAUCUAAUCACUAAAUUUCCAAUAGAUAGCAAACAAAACUGUUAUGCUGCGGUACUGGAGUGCUGUUCAUUCUCUAGCAAGUAGGUAGCCCUCCAACAACACAUCCAUUUUUUCUAAAUUAUGGAAAUUUUGUGGAAGACGUUGACCUGGAUUUUGAGCCUCGUCAUGGCUUCAUCGGAAUUUCACAGUGACACCAGGCUUUCAUACCGCUCCCAAGAGGAAUUCCUGUCAUACCUUGAACACUACCAGCUCACCAUCCCAAUCAGGGUUGAUCAAAAUGGAGCUUUCCUCAGCUUUACUGUGAAAAAUGACAAACGCUCAAGGAGAAGGCGGAGUACGGACCCUGUUGACCCACAACAGGCAGGAUCUAAGUUAUUUUUUAAACUCUCAGCCUAUGGCAAGCACUUUCAUUUAAACUUGACUCUCAACACAGAUUUAGUGUCCAAACAUUUUACCGUGGAAUACUGGGGGAAAGACGGGCCCCAGUGGAAGCAUGGUUUUUUAGACAACUGUCAUUACACAGGAUACUUACAAGAUCAACACAGCACAACUAAAGUGGCUAUAAGCAACUGCAUUGGGUUGCACGGUGUAAUUGCUACAGAAGAUGAAGAGUAUUUUAUUGAGCCUUUAAGGAACACUACAGAAGAUUCUAAACACUUUAGUUAUGAAAACGGCCAUCCUCAUGUUGUUUACAAAAAGUCUACCCUUCAACAAAGGCAUCUGUAUGAUCACUCCCAUUGUGGUGUUUCAGAAGACCUCCCAAGAAGCAGCAAACCUUGGUGGUUGAAUGAUACUUCUGCUCUUCCAGCUUCCCUCCCAAUUAAUGACACUUUAAGUAGCCAUCGUAGACAGAAGAGAUCUGUCAGCACUGAGCGAUUUGUGGAGACGUUGGUCGUGGCAGACAAAAUGAUGGUGGGCUACCAUGGGCGCAAAGAUAUUGAACAUUACAUUUUGAGUGUAAUGAAUAUUGUUGCCAAACUUUAUCGGGAUUCUAGCCUAGGAAACGUUGUGAAUAUCAUAGUGGCUCGGUUAAUUGUUCUCACGGAAGAUCAGCCAAACUUGGAGAUAAACCACCAUGCAGACAAGUCCCUCGAUAGCUUCUGUAAAUGGCAGAAAUCCAUUCUCUCCCACCAAAGUGAUGGAAACACCAUUCCAGAAAAUGGGAUUGCCCACCACGAUAAUGCGGUUCUUAUUACUAGAUAUGAUAUCUGCACUUAUAAAAACAAGCCCUGUGGAACAUUGGGCUUGGCCUCUGUGGCUGGAAUGUGUGAGCCUGAAAGGAGCUGCAGCAUUAAUGAAGACAUUGGCCUGGGCUCCGCUUUUACCAUUGCUCAUGAGAUUGGUCACAAUUUUGGGAUGAACCACGAUGGAAUUGGAAAUUCUUGUGGGACCAAAGGUCAUGAAGCAGCAAAACUUAUGGCAGCUCACAUUACUGCAAACACCAACCCUUUUUCCUGGUCUGCCUGCAGCAGGGACUACAUUACAAGCUUUCUAGAUUCAGGCCGUGGUACUUGCCUUGAUAAUGAGCCUCCCAAGCGUGACUUUCUUUAUCCAGCUGUGGCCCCAGGUCAGGUGUAUGAUGCUGACGAGCAGUGCCGUUUCCAGUAUGGAGCAACAUCCCGCCAGUGUAAAUAUGGGGAAGUGUGUAGAGAGCUCUGGUGCCUCAGCAAAAGUAAUCGCUGUGUUACCAAUAGUAUUCCGGCAGCAGAGGGGACACUGUGUCAAACUGGAAGCAUUGAAAAAGGGUGGUGUUAUCAGGGAGAGUGUGUUCCUUUUGGCACUUGGCCCCAGAGCGUAGAUGGGGGCUGGGGGCCCUGGUCAAUCUGGGGAGAGUGCAGCAGGACCUGCGGGGGAGGCGUCUCCUCAUCCUUAAGACACUGUGACAGUCCAGCACCUUCAGGAGGUGGAAAAUAUUGCCUUGGGGAAAGGAAACGGUAUCGCUCCUGUAACACAGAUCCAUGCCCUUCAGGAUCCCGAGAUUUCCGAGAAAAGCAGUGUGCAGAUUUUGACAAUAUGCCUUUCCGGGGAAAAUAUUAUAACUGGAAGCCCUACACUGGAGGUGGGGUGAAGCCCUGUGCAUUAAACUGCUUGGCUGAAGGUUACAAUUUUUACACGGAACGUGCCCCUGCAGUGAUAGAUGGAACUCAGUGCAAUGCCGAUUCACUGGAUAUCUGCAUCAAUGGAGAAUGCAAGCAUGUAGGUUGUGACAAUAUUUUGGGAUCUGAUGCUAGGGAAGAUAGAUGUCGAGUCUGUGGAGGGGAUGGAAGUACAUGUGAUGCCAUUGAAGGGUUUUUCAAUGAUUCAUUGCCCAGAGGAGGCUACAUGGAAGUUGUCCAGAUUCCAAGAGGUUCUGUUCACAUUGAAGUCAGAGAGGUGGCUGUGUCAAAAAACUACAUUGCUUUAAAAUCUGAAGGAGAUGACUACUAUAUUAAUGGUGCUUGGACUAUAGACUGGCCAAGGAAGUUUGAUGUUGCUGGAACAGCUUUCCAUUACAAGAGGCCAACUGAUGAACCAGAGUCACUGGAAGCCCUUGGUCCCACCUCAGAAAAUCUCAUCAUCAUGAUUCUACUUCAGGAACAGAAUUUGGGGAUUAGAUAUAAAUUCAACGUUCCUAUCACUCGCACCGGCAGUGGAGACAAUGAAGUUGGCUUUGCAUGGAAUCAUCAGCCUUGGUCAGAAUGUUCAGCUACUUGUGCUGGAGGUAUCCAGAAGCAAGAGGCGGUAUGUAAAAGGCUAGAUGAUAACUCCAUCGUCCAGAACAAUUACUGUGACCCUGAUAGCAAACCACCAGAAAACCAGCGUGCCUGCAACAUUGAACCUUGCCCGCCUGAGUGGUUUAUUGGGGAUUGGUUGGAGUGCAGCAAGACCUGUGAUGGUGGAAUGCGCACGAGGACAGUGCUCUGUAUCAGGAAGAUUGGACCUUCUGAGGAGGAGACACUGGACUACAGUAGCUGUUUAACCCAUCGACCCAUUGAAAAAGAACCCUGCAACAACCAGUCUUGUCCCCCUCAGUGGGUUGCUUUGGACUGGUCAGAAUGCACUCCAAAAUGUGGUCCAGGAUUCAAGCACCGGAUUGUUCUGUGCAAGAGUAGUGACCUUUCUAAAACGUUUCCAGCUGCACAUUGCCCAGAGGAAAGCAAACCUCCUGUCCGCAUCCGCUGCAGCUUGGGCCGCUGCCCUCCUCCUCGCUGGGUGACUGGAGACUGGGGCCAGUGUUCUGCUCAGUGUGGACUUGGGCAGCAGAUGAGGACCGUUCAGUGCCUUUCCUAUACGGGGCAAGCAUCCAGUGAUUGUCCAGAAACAGUCCGGCCUCCGUCAAUGCAGCAGUGUGAGAGCAAAUGUGACAGUACUCCCAUUUCCAAUACUGAAGAGUGCAAAGAUGUGAACAAAGUGGCUUAUUGCCCACUGGUGCUGAAGUUCAAGUUCUGCAGUCGUGCAUACUUCAGACAGAUGUGUUGUAAGACCUGCCAAGGACACUGACCCACAGAGAGCAAGAGAGAGCGCCUUGUUAUUUCACCGUGGAAAUGUGUCCAUCAAAGAGAGCCACCCAGAGGAAGGGGAUUGACGUCCUUGCGAAUGCAUUACCCUGUGGAAAAUGUAACCACUGGUCAGCCUCAGCUGACAGGAUUUCAAUAUUAUUUUAACUUCUGUGAAGUGGGAUUUAUUGAUCCAUAGUGCUGGACACAGUAUAAGGAGGGAAUGCCAGAUCGGAUUGGUCCAAACAGCCCAGAGAGCAUCAAUCACUUACCGUGGAACUGUUGUGUUCUUUCGAGUAAUAGCCCGUUUACCUCCUUGGACCAUUAAGAUAAUUUUUAUUAUGGACUUAGCAAUGACACUGAAUCCAUUUGUAUUUAAAACUGUUUCAAAUGUAGCUGUUAUGACUUGGUCUACCAUGGAAGUAAAGAAGAUUCAGAAAGCUGAAGUCAUAGCUUAAAAAUAUUUACUGUAUUUUAUCUCACUACAACAGCACCACAGUUUAAAUUAUAAAACCAGGCUUUGAAAUGUUAUUUAAGGAGCAAUUAUAAAUCAGAAGUAAAGAAAAUUUGUAUUAUUUUUCUUCAUUCCACUUCAUUUCCUUAGGAAUAAUUCCCCUUUUCUGAACACUGCUGUGAGCCAUUUAGAAAAUGCCAUUAAACAGAGUGACAAUGAGGGGUAGAGCGGAAAGCAGUGCGUUGGGUGCUGCCACUGGGCAUGAAGUACAAGUCUAUGAGUUCAGUGCCUAAAGGUGUGUAACCAUCUCGCCACUGAACGCAUGAAGCUGGGAUUUCUAUUCAUCUUUUAAGGGAAGAGCGUUUCAAUUCCAUAGGGAAGCCAGCCUCGAGACGCGAUAGAAACUGAGCUGCCAGGCCCCUCCUGUGUUGCCCCGGUAUGGGCAGGAAGCCCAAGUUCCUAUUUUGGCCUCUCCAGCUGACCAUUCUUUACGUCACUAGCCACAGAACCGUUGUGUUGUUAGACUGCAGUGACUUAGAGAAAGGAGAAGUGCAAAAGACAGCCUGGCUAUGUCACGUUGAGACAGACCUUUCUGCUGCAAACUAUGCUGACAGUUCAGUGGGAUCCAGAUGGCCCUUUCUUUGAUAUGGUAGAAGGGCAUUUAUUUAUAGGAGAGCAAGAGAAUGUGUGUGUGCGUGCAUGUGUGUGCGCGUGCUUUGGGGCGUGUAUGGAGAGAUCAGUGUGUACUUGAAGGUAAGUGUGCCAUUUGUGUGAACACUCGAGAGGAUUGUAACCAAAGAAGAAGAAAAAAUGUGAGGACUCGAGGUCACGGUAACCUCCUUUCCUUAUUCCCUGAGGAGGGGGUUUCAGUUUGCUUGUGGCUACUCGGAAUUGAGCUAAAUGUGCGAGUCCAAUUCUAGAAUCCGAUGAAUCUAAAAAUACAAGGGCCAGCUCUUUUCCUGCUCUGUCCCCGGUCCCUCGUUUUGUUCUCCAAGAGAUUCGACAGGGAGACAAAAGAAGAGUAUGCUUGCUUACCAUAUAUUUUGUACUUGAACACUUGCAUUUGACAGCAGGUACUUACUGAAUGUGCUUUUGUAGCCCACUUUGCAGACACCCCCAUUGUGGCAAUUAUAUCAUGUGAACUUCAACAAUCCCUUGUGCUUGUGACGAAAAACCCAAAUGGCACUUUUAAGAAGUAGUACUGUCAGUGAACGAGCAUCUUAGAGUUCAACCUCACUCAUCCCUGUCAUCCCAAACAGCAUGUUGGCUUUGUCCCACUCACUCAGUAGGGACUAAUGCGAGUGAGCAGGGACAGGCUCUCUUUCUUCUUGGUUUCUGUCUCUCUGGCUCUUCUCCCCUCCUUCUCUCCAAGUGUCUCUCUGUCUCACUUCCUCCUCUUCUGUCUCGCUCUGUCUAUCUCUGUCUCUUGUCUCUCUGCUCCUCCCUUCUCUUCUCUGUCUCUUUCUGUCUCUUUCCUUCCACCUUUUCUCUGUCUCUGUCUGCCUGUCUCUCCCCUCCACUUUUUCUGUGUGUCUCUGUCUGCCCAUCUUAUCCCCUCCACCUUUUCUGUUUCUGUCUGUCUCUUUUUCUGUGUGUCUCUCUCUUUGUCUCUGGGUCUUUUUCUGCCUCUAUUUCUUUCAUUUUCUUCCCAACUCUGACUAUUUUUAGGCUCAUUUGUUUGGGAUGCUGUUCAGCCCACUCCCCUUGAGCAUGAGCAUCCUUCUCCCAUCACCAGCUUUUUCUUUCAACAUCACAGCAAGCUUCCAAGUUUCUCCAGAUUGGAACAGAUUAGGGAGCCCCUGAUGAUCUGCAAGUGGUUCCUCGCCUCUCAGCUGCCAUAGAUUUAGCAACCAAAUUUCAUCUGUCCUCUUCAUGUAGUCCUUGGUGCUACUAUUCCUGGUGAGGUCAAGGAAAGAACAAGGUGGGGGGCUCUGGUCAAUCAGGCACAGGUAGCUCUCAGGAUCAGUUUCCCCAGGGUGCGAUGAUAAAUAUUAGCUUCAUCCAAGGAGUUCUGUUACUAUUGCUAACUAGAGGAGAAUGACCUUCCCCCGUUUUUUGCCUUACCUCACUUGAAACACUAACUUUGCAAAGGCUGUCCCCAUGGGCGCAGCUCGGUGCUCCCUCUGGUGCUAGAAGACAAGGGUGUCUGUCCAAUGUUUACUGGUCAACUUCAACAACUCUGAGGCUGGAAUUUAGAGAAGCCCCUAGCGCAAAAUGAGAUUGCAUUGUUAAAGGGAACAAAACGCAGACCCUAUCUAGGUUUAUAAACUAAAAGAAGCUUCAGACUAGGACCCGAAACUCAAAUCUGAUGCAAAAAAAAAAAAUCAUUUCUUAGUUCUUUUCCCCAGAACAAUAGGUUGCUGCUGCUACCUUGUAGCCCCCUGUGUAAUCCAAGCAAAACAGCACUACGACCCAAAUAAGCACGGGCCCUUCGGAAGGCCAGGCCCGAUCUAGUAGAAGUAGCAUGCCAAAGGCACCCAGUGGUACCCAUGCUGCUCCUGGGCGGUACCAGCCUCCAGGGUUCCUUCCAUCUAUCAACAGCAACAACAAAAAGAGACAAUGUGUCCCAGAGCUUAGGCCCCCUCAUGCCUGGGGUUUGACGCCAAAAGAGCCCGUUGAAUUAGUAUCUUUAUUAUGGAGUGAAUGUCACAUAGGUAUCCUUAACAAUACAGAAUGAAAUUACCUUUGUAUUAUUGUGAUUAGUUGCUUAUUAUUUUAUACUCAGUAUUAAUGUGGUACACUGUUAUUUUGUUUUGCUUUUGUAAAUUAUAUUCUAAUUUAUUGCCAUGUUUCCUAACACUUGUCCUACAUUCAUCCUCCUGCUUGUAAUGAAAACAAAAACUUUGUAACACUUGAUGGAGUGAAAUUCACACCAGGCACAGAUUUUUUUUUAACAUAGAUAAUUUAGUAAAAUAAAAAUUCCGCUUACAAUAA